Messenger RNA from Pseudophryne corroboree (corroboree frog), 4142 nucleotides. Its product is annotated as E3 ubiquitin/ISG15 ligase TRIM25-like. The transcript is spliced from 2 exons. The coding region runs from base 2 to 3544 and encodes 1180 amino acids. The record is from RefSeq and is a predicted model, not a curated record. Gene Ontology annotation, molecular function: protein binding; zinc ion binding. Lineage: Eukaryota; Metazoa; Chordata; Amphibia; Anura; Myobatrachidae.
GAUGGCGUCUGCUGAUCUGAGACAGGAGCUGGUCUGUUCCAUCUGCCUGAGCAUUUAUACAGAUCCUGUAACCCUGAGAUGUGGCCACAACUUCUGCCGGGUCUGUAUUGAUCGUGUGCUGGAUACACAGGAGGGGUCUGGAGUUUACAGCUGUCCUGAUUGCAGAGCAGAGAGUCAGGAGCGUCCUGCACUGAUACAGAGCAUAGCUCUGCGUAACAUAGUGGAGAGUUUCCAGUCUACUCGGUCAGAUCAGGAGGAGACUGGGAUCUUCUGCACUUACUGUGUGGACUCUCCUGUACCUGCUGCUAAAUCCUGUCUGCUGUGUGAGGCUUCUCUGUGUGAUAAACACCUGAGAGUACACAGCAAGUCAGCAGAACACGUCUUAUGUGAUCCCACCACUGCCCUGGGGAACAGGAAAUGCUCCGUCCAUAAGAAGAUCCUGGAGUAUUACUGCACUGAGGACGCUGUCUGUGUCUGUGUGUCCUGCACUUUGACUGGAGAACAUCGGGGACACCAGGUGGAGAUGCUGGAUAAAGCCUCUGAGAAGAAGAAGGAGAAGCUGAGAAAUGUUCUGCAGAAACUGACCACAAAGAAGGCGGAGACUGAGAAAAGAGUGCAGAGACUGCAGGAGCGCAGGAGAGAAUAUCAGGGAAAAGCAGCUGGUGUAACAGAGAGAGUCAGUGCCCUGUUUAGAGACAUCAGGAGACAGCUGGAAGACCUGGAGAAGAGAGUGCUGAAUGAGAUCUCCAGGCAGCAGCGCGUUUCACUCUCAGUCUCUGUUCUGAUCCAGCAGCUGGAAAUAAAGAAGGACGAGCUGUCCGGGAAGAUGCGUCACAUUGAGGAGCUGUGUAACAUGUCUGACCCAGUGACUGUCUUACAGGAACCAGACACAGGGGACUUGUGUGAUACUGAGGACAUGGAGAGACAUGAUAACGAGGUCUGUGGUGCAGGAGAUCUGGAUGUGGGUCUCAUCUCAGAGACAUUACACACAUUAUCUGUUAUAAUAACUGAUAUAAAUCACACUUCCCUACCCUCCCGGAAUAUCCGGGAGGAUCCCAAAAAUCAGGUGCCCCUCCUGGCCCACUGGAAAGGUGGGCAAGUUUCCCGCGGUGCGCAUCAUAGCCCUGCCACCUGCCAUACAGUGCCUGUAAUAUCAGCACUGUAUAUCGGGGGGCAUGGCCACAGUGACGCGAGUGUAGCUACACGCUCCGAGUGCAGCCUCAGCUACAUAGCCGUGCCCCCAUCACGCCCCCAUGUGACAUCAUGCACGCCCUCCGCGCCCCCUGCUGCACCAAACUGGCUGCCUUCUCCCGGAGGGGGCAGCCAGAAAGUCGGUAACCCUGGAAUAAAUACAGGGAUCUAUGUGCAGGAGGCUACAGACCUACUAUUGGAUGUAGCCACAGCUGGUAAUAAGAUACAGAUAUCAGGUGACAGCAAAACUGCAUCCAGGUCAGAUAUAUACCUGAAUCGUCCAGAAACACCACAUAGAUUUCAGGGUUUUCCUCAGGUAAUAAGCACCAGGGGAUUCUCCUCAGGGCGACAUUACUGGGAGGUGGAUGUCAGUAAGUCAGUGAGGUGGUGGGUGGGGAUGUGUUACCCCAGUAUAGGCAGGAAAGGAAAUCAGUCAGUAAUUGGAUAUAAUAACAAGUCCUGGUGUGUGUGUAGGUGGUAUGAUCAUUACUCAGUGACACAUGACAGUACAGAGAUCUGGCUAGAUAACAAUAUCCACAAGGUGAGGGUAUAUCUGGAUUAUGAGGCAGGACAGCUGUCCUUUUAUGCUCUGUGUGACCCCAUCAUACACUUACACACCUUCACUGCCGCCCUCACUGAGCCCCUCCAUGCUGCACUAUGUGUAGAGGACGAGUGUGUAACUAUAUGUGGGGGAGUCAGGAGCUGGGAGGAAUUAGACUUUCUACUUUCAUUUCUCCCUCCUGCUGCAGCGAUGGCGUCUGCUGAUCUGAGACAGGAGCUGGACUGUUCCAUCUGCCUGAGCAUUUAUACAGAUCCUGUAACCCUGAGAUGUGGCCACAACUUCUGCCGGGUCUGUAUUGAUCGUGUGCUGGAUACACAGGAGGGGUCUGGAGUUUACAGCUGUCCUGAUUGCAGAGCAGAGUGUCAGGAGCGUCCUGCACUGAUACGGAACAUUCCUCUGUGUAACAUACUGGGGAGGUUCCUGUCUACUCGCCCAGAUCAGGAGGAGACUGGGAUCUUCUGCACUUACUGCAUUCACUCUCCUGUACCUGCUGCUAAAUCCUGUCAGCUGUGUGAGGCUUCUCUAUGUGAUAAACACCUGAGAGUACACAGCAAGUCACCAGAGCACGUCUUAUGUGAUCCCACCACUGCCCUGGGGAACAGGAAAUGCUCCGUCCAUAAGAAGAUCCUGGAGUAUUACUGCACUGAGGACUCUGUCUGUAUCUGUGUGUACUGUUCAGCUGGAGAACAUCGGGGACACCAGGUGGAGAUGCUGGAUGAGGCCUCUGAGAAGAAGAAGGAGAAGCUGAGAAAUGUUCUGCAGAAACUGACCACAAAGAGAGCGGAGACUGAGAAAAGAGUGCAGAGUCUGCAGGAGCGCAGGAGAGAAGAUCAGAGAAAAGCAACUGGUAUAACAGAGACAGUCACUGCCCUGUUUAGAGACAUCAGGAGACAGCUGGAAGACCUGGAGAAGAGAGUCCUGAGUGAGAUCUCCAGGCAGGAACAGCGCGUUUCACUCUCGGUCUCUGAUCUGAUCCAGCAGCUGAAAAUAAAGAAGGACGAGCUGUCCGGGAAGAUGCGUCACAUUGAGGAGCUGUGUAACAUGUCUGACCCAGUGACUGUCUUACAGGAACCAGACACUGGGGACUUGUGUGACACUGAGGACACAGAGAGACAUGAUAACCAGGUCCGUGGUGCAGGAGAUCUGGAUGUGGGUCUCAUCUCAGGGACAUUACACACAUUAUCUGAUAUAAUAACAUACAUAAAUACAGGGAUCUAUGUGCAGGAGGCUACAGCCCUAUUACUGGAUGUAGCCACAGCUGGUAAUUAUAUACAGAUAUCAGGUGACAGGAAAACUGCAUCCAGGUCACAUAUAUACCUGAAUCGUCCAGAAACACCACAGAGAUUUCAGGGUUUUCCUCAGGUAAUAAGCACCAGGAGAUUCUCCUCAGGGCGACAUUACUGGGAGGUGGAUGUCAGUAAGUCAGUGAGGUGGUGGGUGGGGAUGUGUUACCCCAGUAUAGGCAGGAAAGGAGAGCAGUCACUCAUUGGAGGCAAUAACAAGUCCUGGUGUUUGCGUAGAUAUAAUAAUCAGUACUCAGUGAGAUAUGACAGUACAGAGAGCCGGUUAGCUGACAAUAUCCCCUGUGACAGAGUGAGGGUAUAUCUGGAUUAUGAGGCAGGACAGCUGUCCUUUUAUGCUCUGUGUGACCCCAUCAUACACUUACACAGGAUCAGACACUUACACACCUUCACUGCCGCCCUCACUGAGCCCCUCCAUGCUGAAUUAUUGGUAGGGGACGGGUGUGUAACUAUAUGUGGGGGAGUCAGGAGCUGGGAGAAAUUACCAUGAGAAAUCUGGACAGAGAGGGGAAUAUGAUUGGUGGAACAUUCAGCCAAUAAAAUGAAGCAGUGGGUGGAGCUGCAACUAAACCCCUCCCCCUGGGUAACUUGGUGACCAAUGUGCCUGCAUGUGUUCCUAUGUUGGUGUAUUCGAUACCGUCAUAAUACGUAAUACAUAAAUGUACAUCUUUGUGGUAUUUCCCCGCCUCUGACUCACUGAGAGCUGUGAUUGGCUGCUAUAUCUGUCUGUCAGCCAGUGUGCACCCUAUCAUAGUCAUAUAUAGGAUAUAAAAAUACGUCCAGGGGACAUAUGCUAUAGGGUCCGAGUUUGCUGAAUGUGCAGGAUGCCGGCCAAUCUCAGACUUUUUUUUAAAAGCGGAAAUCAUUCACAAGGCAUGCUUUAAAAAACCAUCCAAGAUCGUCCGGCAUUCAGCACCGCCAGUAAACUCGGACCUUAUUACAUAUGUCCCAAGGUGUUUGUGUAGGGGGGUAUAAUAACAACUACUGAGGGUCUGAUUCAGAAAUGCGCGCUAAUGCAUUAGCAGCUGCAAACUUGUACACAAUAAUGUGCAAUAAAUGUGCUAAUGCUGCAGCCGCCAGGAAAUGUA